Exophiala xenobiotica is the source of this 1854-nucleotide messenger RNA. RefSeq lists its product as uncharacterized. The coding region runs from base 243 to 1373 and encodes 376 amino acids. The transcript has a single exon. NCBI's taxonomy places the organism in Eukaryota, Fungi, Ascomycota, Eurotiomycetes, Chaetothyriales, Herpotrichiellaceae. The record is from RefSeq and is a predicted model, not a curated record.
CGGCCGACCACACCUUUCCGGUAUUCUCAAAUCAAUCAGGCUGAGGCCGCCUGGCCAUGAAUCCGGUUUCGGGAACAGCCAAUAUUGCCUUUUGUUGACACGACCUCCCCAGACGAAGGCACCAUACAAGUUAAGCCUCCUGAUUCCUAGAAAGUGAUACGGUGUUGAAUAUUUCAUCAAUACUUCAUAAGGGAUGACAAUGCUAUUCCGAAAAGCCUAACUCUUCUCUCUCGGCAUUGGACAUGCAAAGGAUGGACCUGACGGCCUCCCGUUGGGCAAGUCCGGACGUAAGGCGUGAGCGAGAGUACCAGACCAGAACCAGAAGCCCAUCACCGCACAAGCAACACCCUCACAAGCAACACCCUCACACGCACACACUGGAUCACAAUGUCCUCCCCAACCUAUUACCGAGCAAGACUUCGUCAGGGCCGUCUGCGACUCCUUCCCCGGCACCGCCUUUGACCUCUGCACAAAGAUUGUACCUCACGCGCCAGACCGAGUUGCAGCGCUUUCACAGGCUUUUCCGACGCUUAGCGUGGAAAGCGAACAGCCUGACACACUGGUCACACCGGGCUCUGAAUCUGGCGCAGGAGUACCAGACACAGAAUCACCAUGCUGCAGAUUGCCACACCCACCCAAGUACGCGGAGAGACAACCAACCACCGGGUCCGAGAGCAUCAUUGGGCAGAUAUGACAUGAUAAUAGAUCCGAUAGAGGCUGAGCGACAGUUCAAAAUCGACUUUUACGAGUUUUACGCCAUCUUGGAACGAGGACUGGUCCACCUCCUCAGUGUCUGGGGCAUUGUCAUUACUCCCUCAGCACCAGAUUAUGAACAUAGCAAUUCGGUUCCCGCAAGUCAUCCCCUCCGGGUGAAGUCGACGCCCUCAAUCAUUGGCGAUUCUCGCAAUUUCCACGGUGCAUCACAUCGCUUCCACGCCAACGUCCUUUCGGCUCUCGAUCACCCUUCAAAUCCGCUGCACAGUAUUUUAGGCACUGGAGACGCCCGUGCAUACAUCGGUGUUGCAAAGGAAUUUCGCAACAAGUGGAAAGACGUCGAACAGCGACCGAACGACUGCUUUGUGGGCCACGAGCGCACCGAGGAAACUUGGGACAAGGCAAAAGUGAAACGAUACGAGAAGGUUCUGAGGGAUCUAAAGCUGGAUGAGCUGUUGGGCACUGUGCUUCAGGCUCUUGAAGAGGCAGGUGGAGAAGCAGAUGCAGAGGUAAAGAGGUUGGAGCACGUGGCUGGCGGUGUUAGUCAGAAGGCUAGAGAGGCAGACCAGACCCGUGACGAUGGAGAUUUUGACAUGAUGGAUGCCCCCUUUGAGAUCAUGACCGAUAGAGUGGAUGUUGACCAUGAUAUGGAACUCUAAGGUGAAGGCACAGGAAGACGUACUCCCGGAACGUUCUUGACACAAGCUCCAGGAAAGUUCACAACGCUCGCCAUCUAGCAAUAGGCCAGGCAUCGUGAGAUGACCCAGGUUACCCAUAUCCUGCUUCCGGGCACUGGACAUCUCCAUGCUGUUCCGAAGCCCGAGGUUCCUAACGUCUCGAGUUGAACGUGAGACAGGACGUCAUGCCCGGGAACGUCGGCUUGAGGCCACGAUUGAUGCAUUGUUUUGCUGAUCAGAAGCUGCGAACCUGCAGCAGCGUAUGACAUCCGACACUUGUGAACGCUGCUCUUCCCAGACCUAUACUCCGUCGUCGACGACGAAUGGCACGGGAUAAUGACUCCCAAAGACAGUCGCAACUGCUAUACUACGACCGUUGUCAAGUUCGAGAUUCUGCUCCUCCGCAACUUUCGACCAUUUGCGAGCCUGAAGAACCAUCCAACCCUCAGCCCAGAAAUUUCUG